Phytophthora sojae is the source of this 612-nucleotide messenger RNA. RefSeq lists its product as hypothetical. Bases 1 to 612 code for a protein of 203 amino acids. NCBI's taxonomy places the organism in Eukaryota, Oomycota, Peronosporomycetes, Peronosporales, Peronosporaceae. The transcript has 2 exons. Gene Ontology annotation, cellular component: membrane. The record is from RefSeq and is a predicted model, not a curated record.
AUGCGCGCCUGCGUCAAGUUCGCUAGUCGCCAGGUGACGUCCCACGAGACGGUCUUGUGGCGCUCGACGGUGGCGUGGCUGCUGAACCUGGCGCUCGUCCACCGCAGAGGCGUCGACCUGGCGGUGGCCCCCAAGCAGCGCAACAUGCUCUUCUGGCGCUGCUUCUUCGGCACGUUCGGCAUCAGCAUCCAGUUCUACGCCAUGGCGCAGAUGGUGCUCACGGACGCCGUCACCAUCAUCUUCACCAGCCCCAUCGUCACCUUCAUGCUCGGCGCGCUGGUGCUAGGAGAAGCGAUCGAGCGACUGGACUUGCUGAGCUGCUUGGUGUCGUACGUUGGUGUGGUAUUCGUCACCAGGCCGGCGUUCCUGUUCGCGACCGACGAGGAAACGAAGGAGGUGCCACCGCUGGCGAUUAUUUGCGCGUUGGGCGGGUCCGUCAUGCAGGCGUGCUCGUAUAUUGCAAUGCGCCAGCUACGCGAGCUGAAUUAUGUGGUGAUUAACCACUACUUCCUGCUCUUCGGGCUGCUUUAUGCGCUGGUGACGCUGUGGUAUUUCGACGUGGUGAGCGAGCGUGUUUGUUGUGAUCUGGAGGAGGAACUGGACUUUAUUUAA